AUGGUAACCUUACCCUCAUCUUACAUAGAAAGUCUGAUACACAUGUACGAAUACAUUCAAGAUGUCAUGAUUUAUGUAGGAAAAUAUGAACGCUCUGAUCUCUUCAUAGCAUUCACAUGCAACUCAAAGUGGCCAGAAAUAAAAAAACAACUAAUAUAUGAACAAGCCCCCAUGGAUCGACACAACAUAAUAGCCCGCAUUUUCCGACAAAAACAAAUGAGUUAUUGUGAAGUCAUCACAAAAUACCACAUCUUUGGAUGUACACAGUCAAAUGGCAAAAACAAGGACUGCCUCACCCACACAAUCUCAUAUGGCUACAUGACAGAAUUCAUCCCAAGGAUAUCGACAAAAAUCAUCCAAGAACUUCCCAAUCCACAAAAAGAUCCAGAACUAUACAACAUAGUUGUGAACAACAUGAUUCUACGAGCAUGUGGGUUGUUAAACCCUAAUUCGCCAUGUAUGAGUGAUGGAAAAUGUACACCUAAAACCAUACUUGGACAACACAUAAACCGGAGAUGA
This is a messenger RNA of Stegodyphus dumicola, 519 nucleotides long. RefSeq lists its product as uncharacterized. NCBI's taxonomy places the organism in Eukaryota, Metazoa, Arthropoda, Arachnida, Araneae, Eresidae. The record is from RefSeq and is a predicted model, not a curated record.